CCUCGAAGAAGAAACGCCUGGAAGGAAGGAAGGAAGGAAGGAAGGAACGGUAUUAUUCGAUUUCGAUUCGAAAGCCAGCCCGGUUAAAACCGGUGGAAACGUAUACAUAUAUGAUGGCGGUGUGCAUGUUUUGGCUUCUCACGUACGUGGGACAAGGCCUGGACCUGGCCGUGGGCAAUCGUCCGGUGAUCAUAAUGCAGGGUGCACAGGAGCAGCAGGACUACCGGCACGGUAGCGGUAUCAGAAAGAAGAGCGAGUUGAAUUCGGUAGGCAAUAACCUGUUGCACUUCAGAAUAUAUCCUCCCGAGGCCUCUCACAGGGACGACCUGUCCAAUUGGCUCCUAUUGAACGACGAGCCACGGAUCUCCUCGUGGACGCCAGCCGGCAUAUUGAUCGACGAUAUGAUCAGGGAGCCGAGGGAGCUUCAGACUGUAUUUUUCGCCCUGUCCCCAGCUAUGCUGAACACGCUCUACUCGGAGUACGUGAACACCGCCGCCUCGCAACCGGCCGACCACUUUCUCCACGAGGAUCAACAGCAACAAGCCGUUGGGGGUCCGUUGGUUGGCCAACGCGGCAAAAAGCUGCGUAUCGACUGUAGACACUCUAGGAACACGGUCAGCCUGCCUAUAAGAGUGUGCGACGACGAGAAGACGACGGGGCGGAACGGCCUCCAAGAAGCCAGACAAUCGAAUUACGACGAUCUCUUCGAGCAGAAAUUGAACACUGCUGCUAAUAUGAAGACUGACCCAACGUCACGGGGAUCCGAGAAGCUUCAACGGGAUUAUCAGAAUGCCGCGACGUUUGUCCCGAGGCCACCGUUGUUCGGCCUCGACGCGGGCAAACCUCCCGGAAAGAGGAGCCAAACUCCUGUUGGACGCCGCUCAAUCGACCUCUCAGGAGAGUCGGCCCCGCAUCAAGCUCAACCGCCGUCCUCCCUCGGGAACGGUAUCAGCGUCGCUUCUCAACUUAUGCUCAGAUCCACCAGGGGAAGCAUACAGUACGACGUACCGCAAAUCGAAUGUCCUAUCUCAGAGGACGGGAUGGAAAGGUUUGCGUGUCCCUCAGCGGACAGAAUGGGUAGAUACCAUUGCAUCGACGAUCACGCCUUGUGCGACGGUUUCAUAGACUGCCCUACAGGCGAAGACGAGGACAGGCAAGCCUGCAUGUUUUACAAAACUACGAAAGCUCACCUUGACGUAUUGGCAGAUGCCAUUUUGCGAUGGGCAAGAGGACGCUAAUUCCUUUGUUGACGAUGAACCUCUGACCUGCAUAAAAUCAUAAGUCUGACGAGUUUACUUCUUUAUACAUUCACCUAUACAUAUAUAUAUAUAAAUAUAAAUAUAAUAUGUAUAUGAUAUAUAUUCCCAUAUGUAUGUAUACGUGUACACAUGUCUCUCGUGUACCCGUACACAUAUCCAGGGGCUUUCGUUUCGUUGCUGGCGAACGUUUCUCUUGCGAGCAGCACGAGAGGGGGAUGAAGAGAGAUGAGAUCGUUAUUUUUUCCCUUCGAGAGAGAAAAAAAAAUGCAAUUUAAGAAAGGAAAUUUUAACAUUUGUUUGAAAAAAAGAUGAAGAAAAAAAAAUUAUAAUCGACAGUUGGAUAUCGGAAUAUAGAUUGGGAUGAGGAUCGUUUGAAUAUCGGAUACGAAAAUUGUAAAUUUUAUGCAGUGUCUCUUGUUCAAUACAUACAUGCAUAUAUAUUUUUGCUAAAUAUUUGUCGUUCACAGCUUUCGUUGGCUAUCGAAGUUCAACUAUCAAAAUUCGUUAAAAAUUUCGAAAAUUCGAUCUUGAGACGUUUCUUAAAACCUUUGCCUAAGCAUCGAAGUAUCUUCUCUGAAAAUUCGAAAUUUUUAGAUGUCACGGUAAAUGUUUUUUCUAAAAAAUCGAUAACUUCCUUAUUCGUAAUACUAGAAUUUUUAUACUCUUCGUUUGAUCCUUGUGAGCAUAUUUUCUUAGUGUCUUGAAAAGAAUUGCUAAAUGUUAUUUCGAACG
This is a messenger RNA of Apis dorsata (giant honeybee), 1991 nucleotides long. RefSeq lists its product as uncharacterized. The transcript is spliced from 3 exons. Gene Ontology annotation, cellular component: terminal bouton. Gene Ontology annotation, biological process: positive regulation of MAPK cascade. Gene Ontology annotation, molecular function: transmembrane receptor protein tyrosine kinase activator activity; protein binding. The record is from RefSeq and is a predicted model, not a curated record. Bases 111 to 1238 code for a protein of 375 amino acids. Lineage: Eukaryota; Metazoa; Arthropoda; Insecta; Hymenoptera; Apidae.